This is a messenger RNA of Morchella importuna, 1950 nucleotides long. RefSeq lists its product as uncharacterized. The record is from RefSeq and is a predicted model, not a curated record. Bases 1 to 1950 code for a protein of 649 amino acids. The transcript has 13 exons. NCBI's taxonomy places the organism in Eukaryota, Fungi, Ascomycota, Pezizomycetes, Pezizales, Morchellaceae. Gene Ontology annotation, cellular component: nucleus; cytosol; mitochondrial outer membrane.
AUGUUGAAGGGAUGGCUUGGGUUCGGGGGUGGAGAAGUUCCAGCACAGGUCACUCAUACCAAAUCUACGCAGUCCUUAAGUGCUCUAGAUGAGCCGCAAGCAUUGGAUCAAGCAAUGAAAGCCAUGGACUUGCUCUUGAACGAUGACGUCCUCGGUGCUGAGAAAGCUGUCGAAGAGGGGAAUUCAAGUUACCACAAGCUCGCUGGUGGUGUCGUUGCAUUUCUUCGUGCAAGUCUAGGUUUUGAAACUGAAAUUAUGAAAGAAGCCUCGGAACGUCUCGCAGACGCCGAAGCAUCUGCCGAACGGGAUCGGAAGAAGGCUAUCAAGGAGAACCAUCACCGAAGCUCCUGUCCAAUAGGCGCCGAGUUUGCGUUGGCACAUGCGGAGGCUCAAUUGAUGUCUGCUGUAGUUGCAGUUCUAUCAGAAUCAGUAAUAGAAUCCAUGAAAGCAGUCUACAAAUUACGAACCGCGUAUAAAACUUUGGAAGGUAUCCAAAAUGAUAUGGCUAGGGGUCCAAUGCAAUUGGACGGAGCUGGGCAGAGUAGGCAAAGUCUUGGGAUAGGGAGUAAUUCCGAAUGUGAACCUUCGGGUUUAUUGACUCCUGGGUUGGAAAUGAAGGGCUCCGGUGCUAGUAUCCGAUCGACAGGUUCCCGCCCCAAUACCGCCAGAAUCCGGUCAGAAAAUCUUGUGGAUGAAUUUGUAAUCUCGGGAGUCAAUCUUUGCUUUGGGGUUCUACUACUUAUUCUCAGUAUGAUUCCACCAAGUAUGAGAGUAGUUAUGUCCGCAGUGGGAUUUAGAGGCGACCGUGAAAAAGGGAUAGAAAUGCUGUGGAAAGCAUCUACCUACAGUAACCUCCAUGGUGCAAUCGCCGUAUUAGCCAUCUUACAAUACUAUGGAAAUUCGGUACAGUUCUGUGAUGUUUUACCACCUCAAGACCACCCAUCUGGUGCAGGAUACCCUAAACAGAAAUGUCAAGAAGCAUUGGAACGACUCAGGGCAAAGUAUUCCAAAAGCGCUUUGUGGCGAUUGGAAGAAGCUAGGAUGUUAGCUGUUGAUCGCCAAAUGGACGAGGCCAUAGCAAUAUUAGCCCAGCCAGCACAGACACAGAUGAGACAGGUAGAGGCAUUGUCAUUAUUCGAAAAAUCCUUGAACUUGAUGUUCAUGCACCGUUAUGAAGAAACAAUUGAAGGUUUUCUGAAGCUCACAGAACUUAACACCUGGAGCCCAGCACUUUACCACUACUUUGCUGCUGUGUGUCAAGUGGAGCUUUAUAGAAAAUACAUCGACACAGACAAGAAAAAAUCAGACAAGCACGGUGAACUGGCAGAGGAAUUAUUCGAGAAGAUUCCAACUUUCAUGGGUAAGAAAAGAUUCAUGGCGCAAGGUCUCCCUCUAGAAAUGUUUGCGGACCGCAAACUCAAGAAAUGGAAGGCACGGGCCCUAUCAAAGGGUGUACGGGUUAUCGAAGGUGUUGGAGUUAGCCCAGUAGAAGAAAUGAUUUAUUUUUGGAAUGGGUAUAAACGGAUGGAUCAAUCAAAUUUUGAAAUUUCAAAAAAAGCUUUACAAUGGCGAAAUGAGGAGAUUAUCAAUGAUGCAGUUGAUGAACAGGCAAUUCAGUGGAUUCUACUUAGCGUUGUUUCCAGAAACCUUGAUGAGAUGGAGAAAACGAAGAUGUACAUCCAGAACGUUCUUGCGAUUGAUAGGAAUGCGUUUAAAGGGUUGUUGAACGACAACUGGAUGGCACCAACGGCGCAUUAUGAGUGGGCUGUUGCGCUUUGGAAAGAACAUGGCCAGAAGGAGUAUUUUGAGAUCAAAUGCUGGCUUGAUAAAGCAGCGAAUUGGGGGGCCUUCGAGCUUGAUGCAAGAGUCGGAUUGAGGGUGACUACAGCGCUGGAUACAAUUAAUAGGUUGAAGAAAUGGGAAGGGUUUGGAUCAGAGGGGGAAGCUUAA